AUGGCUUCCGUGUUCUAUAUUCUUGACAGCAAAGGGUCUCCACUCAUAUGCCGCUCCUACAGGGGAGAUGUCACCCAUAACCCUCCGUCUGUCUUUCAGCGCCGAGUGCUUGACGAGGAGGAGUUCCGCAUAACCCCUAUUUUUGAGGAACAGGGGUAUAUCUAUUGCUACAUACGGGUGAACAACGUGUUCUUCCUGAUGGUGAGCAAGUUAAACAUUCUCCCACUGCAGCAAUUCGCCUUCAUGCGGCAAUGUGUCACCGUUUUCGAAAGCUACUUCAAGCACGUGCUAGAGGAAACGAUAAUGGACAAUUUUGUCAUUGUAUAUGAGCUACUGGACGAGAUGUGUGAUUUUGGCUUCCCGCAAUACACCGAAGAGAAGUCACUCAAAAAAUAUAUCACACAAGAGAGCCUUAUUUCGUACCUGCUCCCUGAAGAUAAGCUCCACGUGAAAGAGCUACCGGCAGAGGCGUCGGGUCGCGGUGGCCUCACGCCGUGGCGUCAGCCUGGUAAGUAUAAGUACCGUAAAAACGAAGUCUUCCUUGAUGUUAUUGAGAGUGUGAACAUCCUUCUCUCACCUGGCGGAGAAACGCUUUCAAGCGAAAUAUGUGGUCAGAUUAAAAUGCGUGUGCGUCUCUCCGGGAUGCCGGUCCUGAAACUUGGUCUGAAUGACAAGGCUACGUUUGAGAUGUUGGCCUCCCGCGGGCGUGCUGUUGAGAUGGAGGGCGUCAAACUGCAUCAGUGCGUUAAGCUUAGUCAGUUCGAGAGUCACCGUGUUAUUUCUUUCGUACCACCUGAUGGGGAAUUCGAGCUGAUGUCUUACCGCACGAGUAAGAAGGUGGCUCCGAUGGUUACCGUGGAGUGCACCACCGUUAGUAAAAGCGCGACUCAGGUGGAGAUGGCCCUAGUGGCACGCACCACGUUUCGACGCACUCUCACCGCAUCUUUCUUGGAUAUUCUUGUGCCGGUCCCGAGCGAUGCAUUCAAACCGGAGGGGCGGUGCUCGGCGGGAAAGGUUCGUCAUGCACCGGAGUCCAACUUACUUAUGUGGAGUCUGCGCGAGGUAAGUGGUGGUAAGCAAUUCACCUGUUCAUUCAAAUUCAGCCUCCCUUCCGUGCGAAGCAGUGAUCCAUCCGUGUUUGCUAAGGCACCAGUACAAGUGAAAUUUGAGGUCCCAUACCUUACGGCAUCCGGUAUUCAAGUGCGGUAUUUGAAGGUGGAGGAAGAGCCGAACUAUCAGGCGCUGUCGUGGGUACGGUACGUCACGCAGAGCGGCGACUACCAGAUUCGGACGGCGUAA
This is a messenger RNA of Trypanosoma brucei brucei TREU927, 1299 nucleotides long. Its product is annotated as mu-adaptin 1, putative. The coding region runs from base 1 to 1299 and encodes 432 amino acids. The record is from RefSeq and is a predicted model, not a curated record. Gene Ontology annotation, cellular component: cytoplasmic vesicle; clathrin adaptor complex. Lineage: Eukaryota; Euglenozoa; Kinetoplastea; Trypanosomatida; Trypanosomatidae. The transcript has a single exon. Gene Ontology annotation, biological process: intracellular protein transport; vesicle-mediated transport.